This is a messenger RNA of Danio aesculapii, 6171 nucleotides long. It is a transcript of the gene dlg5a, whose product is annotated as discs, large homolog 5a (Drosophila). Lineage: Eukaryota; Metazoa; Chordata; Actinopteri; Cypriniformes; Danionidae. Gene Ontology annotation, molecular function: protein binding. The record is from RefSeq and is a predicted model, not a curated record. Gene Ontology annotation, biological process: regulation of apoptotic process.
ACAGCGGGCAGCAGCUGCUGAGAUACCGAGACAUGGCGGAGCGUACAGUUUGAGUAGGUUCGCCAGAAGAGUUGCGCUACUUUCUCUCUCACUUGAGUCCUCACCGCGCAAAAUAAAUGGCCAAGAAGAAACUGUAAACGCGGAUGAACAUGCUCUCCUCGGAAGCGCAGGGGGAAAAUGGACGAAGUUGCUUCGCGUAAGUGAACCGGAGAAAUGUCUCGCUGUUUAGUGCAGUCAACAGCCUCGGGCAACAAACAUGGCUUCUGUGCCUUUCUGCUGUUUGUAAUAAAAACCCGCUUCGUUGAGCCAUCGAAUCUCAUGGCGCCGUGGCUCAAAUCCUACAAGUGAGCGGAUAGUGUGAAGUUCCUGCUGCGUUCAUCGGGGUUGUGUGGUGGAAUCGGCGAUAGCACUGAGCUAGCUAGUUAGCUAAGGAACUGUAGGAACUGCAAUGGAGCCCAAGCACAAAGAGUUACUCCACCAGUGCCACCAGAACUUGCUGGAGUCCAUCACGGAUGCCGAACGGCUAAUCGAGCUGCUGAGUAAAUCGGGAAGCCUCAGCGAGCAGGAAGCGUUCGAGCUGGACCAGAACUGCUCCUCCAGCGCAGAGAAAGUGGAGCAGCUCCUGAAGAUGCUCAUGAACAAGCAGAGCGACCAUUUCCUGGAGCUCUGUGUGGCCCUGGAGAAGACAUACCCUCACCUGUACUCUGCCCUCUUCGCCAACGGUGGAGGACCAGCCGAUCAUCACUCUGGGUCCACAUACAGUGUCCUGUCCACAAUGCCAUCAGACUCGGAGAGCAGCAGCUCCCUCAGCAGUGUCGGUACCAAAGCUUCAUCACCUCCACCUGCGCUCAGUGACACCCGGCCAGCCAGCGACAGUCUGGACACCAUCCUCUUCCAGCUGAAGCAGGUCACCAGGGAAAGGGACGAACUUCGCAAGCGCUUGGCUCUCGCCUCUCCUGGCACCACCUUUGAUGACUGCCGGCCAAAUUCCAAACCUGGUCAUGACUACGAGCGUCUGAAAACGCAGUGCACGAAGGCUAUGGCAGACCUGCAGUCCUUGCAGAACCAGCACACCAAAACUCUGAAGAGGUGCGAGGAGGCUGUGAAAGAAGCAGACUAUUACCACAUACAGCACAGCCGCCUCCUAAGUGAACAGACACAGCUAAAAGAGGAGAUGGAGGUUUUGAAAAGAGAGAACACUAAGCUGACUCGGGAACAUAACCAUCUGAAACAGAGCUGUGAGGAGCUCAGGAGGCUUCAUUCCGAGGAUCAGAGGGAGGUGGCUGACAUGAGACUACAGCAACAACAGGUAAUCAGGGAAAACGGUUCAUCAGAGGUUUUGAACAAGCUCUAUGACACAGCGAUGGAUAAGCUGGAGGGGGUGAAGAAGGAAUAUGACGUCUUGAGCAAACGAUACAGCGAGAAGGUGUCCACUCACAAUACAGAUCUGAGUCGACUGGAGCAGGUGGAGGAGGAGAACAGACGCUUGCAAAAACAAAUUGACGCUCUGCUCAAACAGCGCGAUACGGCUAUCCAGUACCAACAGCAGUGGUCUACAUCUAUGAGACGAUUUGACUCUGUGCAGCAGGAGCUAAAUAAGGCCUCGGCACAGAACAAGGAGCUGCAGAGAGAGAUGGAGAGACUCCAGUCGGAGGUGACACGCUACAAGAACUUCCAGCUGAAGGCAGUGAAGGAUGGUGAGAAGUACAAGGAGGAGCGGGAUUCUGUCUUUAAUGAAUACCGGUUGAUCAUGAGCGAGAGAGACCAGGUCAUUAAAGAGGUGGACAAGCUGCAGACGGAGUUGGAGGCAGCAGAGGCCCGGCUAAAAAACACCUCCUCCGAGAGGAUGGUGGCCAGCGAGGAGCUUGAGGCUCUCAGACAGGAGCUAAAUUCAUCGCUGGUGGAUAGAGACCGUGCCAUCUGUGAGAGAAACGAGCUGCUGGAAAAAUACUGCCACGAAGUGAAGGACAAAGCGGAGGCCCAGAAAGAGCUGAGUCAGGCCUGUAAAGACAUUGAGACCGUGCGGGAGGAAAGAGACGUUGCCAGGAAAGAGAGAACCGAAGCCAUCAUCCAGAGAGACCAGUUACUGCGUGAAUACUACCAGGCCCGACAGAAACAAGACUCUGCCACCCUGGACAUGGAGCGUGCUAAUAAAGAGAUUGACAUAUUGAGAAAGCAAUGUGAAGCCAUGUCUCAGGAGCUGAAGGAGGCAGUGCAGGAGGCUGAAGUGGCUAAGUGUCGCAGAGAUUGGGCCUUUCAGGAGAGAGACAAGAUUGUUGCUGAGAGAGAGAGUAUACGGACGUUGUGUGAUAACCUGCGCAGAGAGCGGGACCGGGCCGUCAGUGAUCUGGCUGAUGCCCUGCGCAACCUUGAUGAUAUGAGGAAACAGCGCAACGAUGCGGCCAGGGAACUUAAAGAGCUCAAGGAGAAGAUGGAGAGCCAGUUGGACAAGGAGGCACGCUUUUGCCAGCUGAUGGCUCACAGCUCCCAUGAUUCAGCCAUAGACACAGAUUCAUUAGAGUGGGAGACUGAAGUGGUGGAGUUUGAAAAGGAUCGGGACGACAUGGAUUUGAAGGCAAUGGGGUUUGAUAUCGCAGAGGGGGUGAAUGAUCCAUAUUUACCAGGGGACUGUGGGAUAUUUGUUUCUCGGGUGGACAAAGGAAGUAUCGCAGAUGGAAGAUUGAGGGUGAAUGAUUGGCUGCUGAAGAUAAAUGAUGUGGACCUGACGAACAAAGACAGGAAGCAGGUCAUCAAAGCUGUACUUAAUGGAGGAGGCCUGAUCAAUAUGGUCGUUCGCAGGAGGAAAUCUUUAGGAGGAAGGCUGGUUACUCCUAUUCACAUUAAUCUCAUCGGACACAAAGAAAACGGAGGAAUCUUUGUCUCCAAGGUUACAGGAGGCAGUAUCGCACACCAGGCUGGGCUGGAGUAUGGGGACCAGCUAUUAGAGUUCAAUGGAAUAAACCUGCGCAAUGCCACUGAACAGCAAGCACGACUCAUCAUUGGCCAGCAGUGUGACACCAUUACGAUCAUGGCCCAAUACAACCCACACAUGUAUCAGCUCGGCAACCACUCGCGCUCCAGUUCCCGCCUGGAGCCAGUGAGCACUCAGUCUACGCCACAGGGCAGUGGAACUGCAACCCCAGAUAACCACUCUGCCAUAGACACCCUGAGUGAACAGGAUGAAGGCACACUCACCCCAUCCUCCAAACAGACCACACCCACAACCAGUCCCAACAGCUUCAUCAGAAGGCCUUCUGAAAGUUCCAAGAAAGUACCAGAGGCACGUUUGGUGACAGUGAGGAAGACUCAGGUGGAGCUGGGCAUACAGCUGUGUGGAGGAAACCUGCGGGGAAUCUUCGUGGAGAGGCUGGAAGAUGACAGUCCUGCCAGAGCGGAUGCUGUUGUACCCGGGGACAUGAUACUUGAGUAUGGCUCAGUUAAUAUGAAGAAUAAGACUGUGGAGGAGGCAUAUCUGGAAAUGCUGAAGCCUGCAGAAACAGUGACGUUAAGAGUCCAGCAUCGUCUGGAUGAGUUCAACCAGGUGAAAGGCACUCCUGGAGAUGGAUUCUAUAUCAGAGCACUUUAUGACCGAGUAGCUGAGACUGAGCUCGACCUCUCUUUCAAGAAAGAUGACAUCCUCUAUGUGGACGACACACUACCAAAUGGCAACUUCGGCACCUGGAUGGCCUGGCAACUUGACGAAAAUGCACAAAAAAUUCAAAGAGGCCAAAUUCCUAGCAAAUAUAUGAUGGAUCAGGAGUUUUACCGUAGACACAGUAUGACUGAACUGAAGGACGAAACGGGCUCCAGUAAAACUCUCUCGGCCGCCGCACGCAGAUCCUUCUUCCGCAGGAAACACAAGCACAAACGCAGCAGCUCCAAAGAUGGGAAAGAUGUUGUGGCUUUGGACGCCAUCAGCACAGACUCGAUUCCUUUCUUAGAUGACUGUGUGAGUCUGGCCUAUCAGAGAGUGCAGAAGAUUGACUGCACAUCUCCCAGACCUGUGCUGAUCCUCGGCCCGCUUGUGGAUCCUGUUAAAGACAUGCUGGUCAAAGAUUCUCCAGGGAAAUUCAGCAGAUGUGUUCUUGAGGUGAUGAAGGCUUCUCAGCAGGCCAUUGAGCGUGGGGUCAAAGACUUUCUCUUCAUCGACUACAAACGAAGGAGUGGCCAUUUUGAUGUGACGACUGUUGCCUCAAUCAAUGAAAUCACGGACAAGGACUGUCACUGUUUGCUUGACAUUGCACCUCACGCUAUUGAAAGGCUUCACAGCGUUCACAUUUACCCAAUCGUCAUUUUCAUACGCUACAAAAACGCAAAGCAGAUAAAAGAGCAGAAGGACCCGAUUUAUCUGCGGGAUAAGGUCUCUCAAAAACAUUCCAAGGAGCAGUUUGAGAUUGCACAGAAGAUUGAGCAGGACUACAGCAAGUUCUUCACAGGUAUCGUUCAGGGAGGCACCUUCCCUUACAUUUGCACUCAGAUCGUGACUAUUGUGGAUCAGGAACAGAGCAAAGUCUUGUGGACUCCACUGGGCUCCCCGUAGGGCUCUGACACUUACAAACGCUACACUUUAUACACUAGAACACACGCAAAGGUACACUAACGUUACGAGCGUUGCAUUAAGAUAGUAAUUCUUUUGUUUUUUGUCAAUAUUCAUUUUUAUUACGUUAUUAAUUGUAACUCUUAUUUGUAAAUGUAUGAAUGAGUGUCUAAGUAUGUGUGUGACAGAGGACGAUAGCACUGAAGUAUUUGUUCAUUUCCUUUUGGUCUUCCUGACGGACAUGUUAAAGUUUUAGCAAUGCUGCAUUUAAGACACUCGUUUACAGAGCAAUCAGUCGGUGAAUUGUUUAACGUCUGCCUGAAUGUGAAGUUUCCCCUUGUACCCAAAAUGGUAUGCGUGACACCCUUUCCACACUGUCCCACAUAUCAGCUCAAGGACUGAAUCCUCCUCAUCUUGUGGUUUUUAUGGUGGCCAAGUUAGUUGUGUAGAUGUCUAGUGAGCGUUGCUUCGAAUCGUAGUGCUUCACUAUUGAGCUGAGACUGACUGCAGCUUAAGCGGUUUCUACGGGCCAAAUGGAAGUGCCUUUGGAGAUCCACUGAGCGUAUGACAAUGGCAUGAGGUGAAAGCCUGGUAUUUAAACAGUAAAACUUCUCCGAUUGCACUCCAGGGCUAGACAGACCACUGUGUUCUCAUAGCAGAGCUUAUAUUUAAAGAGAAAAUCCCACGUAACACUUGUACCCGCCGAAGUACGGGCGCACACGUAUGUGUAUGUAUGCAAUUUCAUCAGAAUAUAUAGAAAUAUAUUUACUGUAUUUUACUGGGCUGUAGGCCCGGGGAGUGUGACGGAGCGGUCACGUCUUAGCAAAUAUUAGCAUGUUUGUGUGUGUGUGUGUGUGUAUGAGCGAGAGUGUGCGAAUGCACGUUUUUGGUUUUUGUGUAUGUUUGUCAGUCACUUUUAUAAGUACUACACACUAAAAGAAAAAACAAAAACAUCAUAGAAAGAAAAGUUGCAGGGUAAACCUGAAAUGGUUUUCUUAAAACUGUUUAAAUGUUAGUGGUUUUUCAUUGCUAUUUAAUUGUUUUUAUUAUAAUUAUUUGUAUUAUUAUUAUUAUUAUUAUUAUUAUUAUUACUAUUCAAGAGUCAUGAUAUGUCUCAUGCAGACCAGUAGCUCCAUUAAUGUGCCAAAAAAAAGUUUAUUUCUUUCAAUUUUUUCCUGUUUUGCACUUCCAAUGUUCUGAACCCUAAACAAAUGACUGUUCACAGGUUUCCAGUAGAAUGGAAAUAUGUACUAUUAUUUUUAUCGUAAACGAUUAUUCAUGUGUAUCACUCCUGCUCCGUUCAUUUCAUCGACUGCCUUUUAUAAUGAAAGAAAAGAAGAGAAAUACUGCAUAAAAAGGGAUUUCUUAUUGCACAUUUACUUUCACGCCAAGACAUCAGUCCAUUGGGUUGAAAUUUGUCAAAGUGAAUCUAACGUCUAACUAUUGUUCUGAAUAGCUAGCGUAUAUGGUUUGAAGCGAGGGAUCGAGUGUUUAGAACAACUUAGAACGCAGGUACUGUUUCCGUUGGGAUUUCUUGUAUUCCAAAAGAAUGUGGUUUGUAUGAAAAUGUCAUAAAAUGCGAGAAUAAAAGUCAUUUUCUGUAUCUCACAAUGUCAUUAAAUGGAUCAAGAUGG